AUGGCAAUCGACUACAAAUUUCUGACUCCGGAGCAACGUGCUCAUUUCCUGGAAAACGGAUGGGUCAGGAUCACCAAGGCCGUACCAGAGAAUAUCAUCCGUCGAUUCACUGAGAAUGUCUGGGUCAGACUCGGGUACGAUCCCAAUGACACGACCACUUGGCAGAAAGAGAAGAUCCAUAUGCCCAGGCACCGUGAGAUACCCACCAGAGACUUCAUGCCGAGGGCGUGGGGCGCGAUGUGCGAGCUCCUCGGGGGAGAGGACCGCAUCGAUCCUACCCUCUUUGAAAGUUGCGGGGACAGUCUGAUCGUCAACCUGGGAUCUGAGGAAUGGACUAAACGCAAUAUUAAUCCGAAAGACCUCGGAAAUUGGCACAUAGACGGCGAUUGGUUCACCCAUUUCCUCGAUUCGGGCGAGCAGGGGCUUACGGUGAUCGUGUUGUACAAUGACAUAAAGCCCCGCGGCGGCGGUACAUACAUUGCACCCGAUGGCAUCAAGAAUGUGGUAGAAUGGCUCCACGAACAUGCCGAGGGUGCAGAGUCCCUUGCACAGGACCCCGAUGGCAGUCGAUCAGUCUGCUCAAUCCAGCAGUGCAAGGAUUUCGUGGAAUUAACGGGCGAUGCGGGAGAUGUCAUCCUACUCCACCCUUUCAUGCCUCAUUCGGCGUCCAAGAACCAUCUGCGGAUCCCUCGGUUCAUCACCAAUCCCCCAGUGACUCUUAAGCAACCUCUGAAUCUCAAUCGCGCAGACCCUACAGACUAUUCACUUGUCGAGUUGAAGAUAUUGCAAACUCUCGGUGUCGACUCUCUACCGGAUUGGAAGAUCACGAGAGAUCGCAAACGCUUCACACCGCGAACUCGCGCUGGCAAGGACACGAUGAUCAUUGAAGAAGUAGAAAGGAUGAAGGCGCAUGCAUUGAGGACGGGUGGUAUUGUCGACAGCAUGCAUAUCAACGGUCCUGUCCCGUACCAGGUAGUGGUCAAAUGA
This is a messenger RNA of Sparassis crispa, 987 nucleotides long. RefSeq lists its product as hypothetical. The transcript is spliced from 10 exons. The record is from RefSeq and is a predicted model, not a curated record. NCBI's taxonomy places the organism in Eukaryota, Fungi, Basidiomycota, Agaricomycetes, Polyporales, Sparassidaceae. Bases 1 to 987 code for a protein of 328 amino acids.